AGGGCUCGGCACGCCCCGCGCGCCCUGCCCUCGCUUCCCGUGCGGUGGUCCACACCCAGGGACCCCUCGGCGUGGGGUGGCGCCACCCAUGGCUGGCGGCCAGGGCCCCGUGUGGAAGGACCCGGUGGCCUCGCCGGGGCUGCCCGCGGAGCUGGGCGCCAGCUGCGCGGGAGCGUCGUGGAGCGCCACGCGCUCCACGGGCCCCGCCAGCCCGGGCGCUGCCGCGCUGGAGCGGAUGUGCCUAGGCGCAAGCGACUACUCCGCGGCCAGCGCUGGCCUCGCCGCCUACCAGCAGCUCAGGCGCGCCGACGCGCACUUCCCCUCGCCGCCGCCCGCCGCCCCGCGUGCGCACUGCGGCGGCAGCGCGGCGCUGCGCCAGGCUGGGGCCUCUGCGCCAGCGUCCUGGAUGCCCCGCUCCCCGGAGCUGGGCCGCUCAUUCAGCAACCCCGCGAUGAUGCUGGCGCAGAGCCGGAGCUCCGACGGUGCCUGGGCGCGCGCCGCCGCGCGCGCUGCGUCUCCGGCGGCGGCGGCGCUGUCGGGCUGGCCGGGCCGCGGCACCGCGCACGCGCCGGUCGC
This is a messenger RNA of Prorocentrum cordatum, 576 nucleotides long. NCBI's taxonomy places the organism in Eukaryota, Dinophyceae, Prorocentrales, Prorocentraceae. The record is from the annotation of a GenBank genome assembly.